This is a messenger RNA of Necator americanus (New World hookworm), 1620 nucleotides long. RefSeq lists its product as uncharacterized. Lineage: Eukaryota; Metazoa; Nematoda; Chromadorea; Rhabditida; Ancylostomatidae. The coding region runs from base 1 to 1620 and encodes 539 amino acids. The record is from RefSeq and is a predicted model, not a curated record. Gene Ontology annotation, biological process: regulation of gene expression. Gene Ontology annotation, cellular component: nucleoplasm; chromatin. The transcript has 13 exons. Gene Ontology annotation, molecular function: RNA binding.
AUGGUAAAACGCUCUCAAUCAGACAUUCUACUUUUAGGAACAAUGGGUGAUUCUUCUUCUUCGACGGGAACGGGAGAGAAAAGAGCGCAUGAAACUUCAUCAGACAGUCCGGAUAUUAAAAUUGAAGCGGAAUGGAAGAGUAACUCUGUCGAACGGUCAGACUAUGUUGUUGUGGCCGACAGCAGUGGUGAAGCGAUGGAAUUACCAACAGCACCGGAUAAUUCUUUAUAUAUGACUACACUUCAAGCCACCUAUCCUGGUGCAACGGGAAUGAAAUAUAAGAAUCCUAAAACGGGCGCUUUACGAGCUGUGGCGGUUGAUGCUACGGGCACGAAACUUCUACCUCCAGUUGAUGGUUGGGAGGAUAAGGUAUUCACUGUGAUCACAUCAAGCUCGCGCAACGAUCGAGGAUCGGAUGUAAGUGUGAAACGUCGGAAGAUUGGAACAAGUGAUGGAGAGUCCGACAGUGACGGUGAGGGUCGAAUUGGUCGGAAACGUGCCGCGGACUCUCGAGAGACUGCGGUCGCCGAACCACCGCUACCACGCCGACCCGUUGAUCUCAUCGUACUCGGCGUGAAUUACAAGACAACUGACGAAGGAUUCAAGUCCUACUUUGAAGCUUUUGGUACAGUGGUGUUUUCUGAGAUCAAACGUACCCCAGAGGGUUCUUCCAAAGGUUUUGGCUUUGUACAGAUGAGCACAGUAGAAGAGCAAGAUAAGGUUCUUGCGACCGCCAGUCACAUGCUAGACGGUCGCCGAUGCGAAGUACGAAUCCCUGAUCAGAGACACGAUAUCCAUGGAAAUACACCUGGUGCUAGCCGUGCAGUGGUUCCAUCGAAAACGCUUGUGAACAAAGUGUUUGUUGGACGCCUUUCAGAGAAAAUCGAAGCGGAUACCUUGCGUAGCUUUUUCGACAAAGAAGCAAAACAAAUCGUGGAAUCUGCAUCUGUAACCGACGUAUUUAUACCGCAUCCGUUCCGAGGUUUUGCUUUUAUUACAUUCACACAUUCCGAAGUGGCUGAUAGACUGGUGAAAGCAAACAAUUUUGUGAUUGAUGGAACAUCUGUGAGUGUUACACUAGCUGUUCCACGAGAAGAUCCACAUCAAAACGCUGCCGGGUAUUUCAAUGACUUUGGCUUCCCAUAUGGAUACGCUAAAGGCGGUGCUGGAUUUGGAGGAGCAGGAAUACCAAAUAAUGGUCACUAUCCCGCUCGGGAUGUGUUCGGGUACAGUCCUCCUCCAGGAGUGUAUAGCCGUGCUCCAUACGAUGGAUGGGUUCCACCGCCGUCUAUUCAAGGCACACCUCGAUCAAGCCGAAAUGGACCACCCCUUGAACAACCAUGUGUACGAAAUCGAUAUCAUCCAUCUAUAUCGAAAGAAGCAGCUUUCCCUGGCCCCGUACCUCCCCAAGGCCCAUCACCGGUUGCUCCACCUCCACUAGCAUAUGUUUUCCAUCAAAGGGAUGGAUUGACGGGCCAAGCAGCUUCAAAUCAAAUAGCAAGUGGUUUGGAUGCGUUAAAUUUAAAUCAAAAGAAUCCAGAAUUAUUAAAUGCUGCAUGGAGUGCGUUCUUCAGUACAUUAAAUAACGGUGGAGCUUCACCGCAGCCACGAAAGUGGUAG